Messenger RNA from Monomorium pharaonis (pharaoh ant), 1338 nucleotides. RefSeq lists its product as uncharacterized. Lineage: Eukaryota; Metazoa; Arthropoda; Insecta; Hymenoptera; Formicidae. The coding region runs from base 696 to 1325 and encodes 209 amino acids. The transcript is spliced from 2 exons. The record is from RefSeq and is a predicted model, not a curated record.
GGUAGCCGCUUAUCAGUAUAAACAUUUAUGUAAACUACAAGUCAGUUGUAACUAGAUAUAAACAAUAACUUACCGGUCACCGCUUAUCAGUAUAAACAUUUCUAAGAAAAAUAAUAUGCGAGUUGCAACUUGAUAUAAACAAUUAGGCCCUGCGGCUAGAAGUAGUAAUUAGGUAUAAACAAUUUUUAUCUAUGGGUCUUUCUAUCGCUUAUCAGUAUAAACAUUUUUUAAGUAAAAUAAUAUGCGAGUUGCAACUUGAUAUAAACAAAUUUCUAAGAAUAUUUAUCGUACGGAGCGCCGAAUCGUCGGCAGCUGAUAAAUUUAUUCGGCAGCUCUUGGAAUAGCUAUAAACAAAAAUCGCUGACCAUAUCCGGUAGCGGUUUGUUAUAAACAAAUUUUUUAUCGCGACAAGGAGCGCCGAACCGUCGGCAGCUUAAAUUUCUAGAUAAUGAAUCGGUAGUGAGCGCGUUAAAAUUAGAUAUUUUGUGGAGGGGAUAAAAAUUAGAUUUUUUGUGGAGGGGGAUAAAAAAAGAGGGUAUUUCGUGGAGGGGAUAAUAAUAUAAAAAAGAGCUCCCGACAACGUUAUUGCAUCAGUCAAAUAGUGGAAUACGAACGGUAAAGCUUUAACAACGUUACCGCAGCAGUUGAUUGGUGGAAGUCAGAUUGUAAAGUGUCUGAAGAAAGAACCGUACGAGAUGAACUAUUACGUUCCGAUCCAACAGAAUGACGGGUGCGAUAAAUCAACAUUAUCGCAGCCGCGCUAUACUCCUCGCAUCCUGGGAAGGCGAUUCGCUUUAACCGCCACUGCCUACAAAUAUUUGGAUAUCGGAGUCAGUGUGGGACGUGAACCUUUUGUGGAGAUGAUUCUUGGCGACAACAAAAGCAAUCAGAUACAGCUGUCACGUGAUACCUGGGUAAUAAUGAUCGAGAAACGCAUGGAUACCGAGCGACUCCUGCAGUCAACCACCGCUACAUCGUUGUGGAUUAAUGAUCUUUUCAUCGAACUCGUCAAAUUACGUAAUGAAAUUGUCAUAAAAUUUACAUUAAAUAAUAAAGCUUUGUAUAUGAAAUCUUUGACCGUGCAAUUUUUAUUAAAUCUUGAAGAUGUCAUCAAUAAUGUAUACUUUAAAUUGUCGCGGGAUAUGUUUGUAGUGAAAGAAAAAUAUAAUCGAUUUGUAAACUGCUUGCAGCGAAAUAACAUUAAUAAUAAGUGCGAUGCUGUAAAGCUAUUAGAUGAAAUAUGUGUAAAAACUUCGCUCAUAGAUUGCGAACUGAUGGUUUAUGCAUCAGACAAUAUUGUAUAUGAUGCUUUGAAUAAUAAAUAAAUAUGUAUUUGUA